Molecule: messenger RNA, 808 nt
Organism: Brassica oleracea var. oleracea
Lineage: Eukaryota; Viridiplantae; Streptophyta; Magnoliopsida; Brassicales; Brassicaceae
Product: NAD(P)H-quinone oxidoreductase subunit L, chloroplastic-like
Exons: 5
Coding region: 94-672 (192 amino acids)
Molecular function (GO): oxidoreductase activity, acting on NAD(P)H, quinone or similar compound as acceptor
Source: RefSeq, a predicted model, not a curated record
GCUGCUUGAAGCAAAUACUCUCUUUGCCAUUAGAACCAAUCUCAAGAGAUAAGGAAAAGAAAACUUCACAAGACAGAACACAGAGAGAGAGAGAUGAGCCGUUGCUGCUCUCUUGGGCUCUGUGCCCCGAACGCGUUGUCUCUUUAUUCAAGCCCUCGCAGUGUCAAAGCUCCUCUCUGUAUUACAUCUCACACCAAACCCAUCUCUAACACCGAUUCUCUUCUUCAUAAUAUUGCCAAGAUGAGAGCAAAGGCUGGUGACUUCUUUGGAGCAAAGAAGACAAUCUUUGCAGCUCAACUCGGGACAGUUCUUGCCACGAUUGAUCACCCGGCCUUGGCAAUAACUGGAGUCAACCACGAGCAGGAACUGAGCAGCGUUGUGCUCGAUAUCGGUAUCAUAUCGGUCUGGUACUUCCUCGUAAUGCCACCAAUUAUCAUGAACUGGCUGAGAGUAAGAUGGUACAGAAGGAAGUUCUUCGAGAUGUAUCUACAGUUCAUGUGCGUCUUCAUGUUCUUCCCCGGGCUACUGCUAUGGGCACCAUUUCUCAACUUCAGAAAGUUCCCAAGAGAUCCGUCUAUGAAGUAUCCUUGGGACAAACCAAAAGACCCUUCCACUAUCAAGAACGGUUACCUUAAGUACCCAUUUGCUCAGCCAGAAGAUUAUGACUACUAAAAUCUUGAUUUACAGAAAGUUUGUUAUAUAUCUUGUGACUGUAUACACUCUUCUUAUACUCAGGCAUAAGGCUCUAUGUUCAAUAUAAUCAUAUGGCUAUUAAACUCAAAACAUAUAAUAAACAGAAAUAACUUUA